GUAACAGCCCUAGUUGGGGUCUAGGAGAGAAGUGAUUUGGCCUCAUUGUAAAACUCUGCAUAUGAAUGGGAAAAACUUUUAGAAAAUGCUUGUUCUGUUGUUAAGGUAGAAGAGUUAGCUUGCUCUUCCUGACCACAAACAGUGGCUGAGGACUCCAGUGAAGGCUUGGGCUGGUGGGGGAUGGUCCUGGUAUUACUGUCAGCCUUAAUACCUGUCCCUUCUUGCCGUAGAUGCUUGACUCCCUUAUAGCCAACAUCUUACCUUUUUAAUGUUUAAUGUAUCUGCAUUACAUCUGUAAGGUACCAGAUGGCGGCAGUGACAUUGUGUAGGACAUCAGCCAUCACCAGGGGACCCAAAGAGAUUCCUAAACCAACCUCAUUUUAGAGACCAGUGGUGAAGCUGAAGUGUAACCUGAGUGAUUGUUUUGGUUUAGUUCUGUAAUUUGCGAUUAGUAUAUGCCCUCUCCUGAAAAGGUUUUAGUUAUACCUUCAUUCUUAAAUGCCAUGCUACCAGUGUUAAUGUUCUUCCCUGGUAGACUAAGCAAGAGUAACACCUGGCUUGGGGAAGGGUUUUCGCUGUUGCCCAAAGGUGGGCCUGGGCCUGUGAAACCUGCGGCUAUUGGCUGAGAUGUGUCUAUGCAUGGCGUGGUGGCAGUAGGUGGAGCCCCAUAGAUCUCAGUUCUUCCCUGGCUGUGUAGUACUCUGUUGCAUCUGGGUAACUGUUUAACAUCAGUUCCAAAGUUGCCUUGUUUCCUGAAGUUCUUAUAAGGCAGAAUAUUAGUUUACUUAACAUGUAGUGUUGUCUGUAUGUGAAAUCUUAAUUUUAUUAUUAUUUAUUUCUGAGACAGGGUUUCUUUGUGUAGCCCUGGCUGUCCUGGAAUUCACUCUGUAGACCAGGCUAUCCUCAAGCUCAGAGAUCUGGCGCCACCGCUGUUUGGCUGAAAUCUCAAUUCUUGGCAGCCCAGAAUGAAAGAAAGAAAAUCUUAGUGCUGUUCUUAAAGUAGAAGUAAGAAGUCAGCCUAUCUCUGACCACAAGGUGUCGCACUCAGUGUAGCAGGUGCCUGCUGAGAAGGCUUGGUAGAUUAGCCCCAAGACUUUGCCCUUCUCCCAGCUCCUUUGAGUGCUAGAGGACCCUGUAUCCACAGUGAGUUCCUGCACUGACCCCAAAUAAAAGAUGGCCUUUAUUCCAUUGGAUCAAGCAUGUCUAGCCUUGUUUGUGUGUUGCCCUUCUUGGCAGAAGUCACUGGAGGGGCAAGUUGGCAUCCUGGACUGCCUUCCAUUAGAUCCUGGUACAGGUGAAAAGCCUCUCCCAAAGCUCACGUCCAUUGAUAUUUAGGGAGUGGUACUUUGGGAGGAAACAUCUCAGCUCUGCUACCUCUUUUUCCUCUCCUGAGGGAAAAAAAAAAAAACAAUUCCCAGGCAACUUUUGGGAAUUUCUUUUUUAAUAGGGUUUCAUGUAGCUCAGGCUGGCCUGAAUUUACUAUGUAGCAGAGCCCGCCUCCUAGGUACUGGGAUUAUAGGCCUGGCUGACCUUUGGACAUGUCGUUAGAGAAUGGGCAGGAGGGCACAGUCUCCUUGUGUAGUGAGCCAGUGGGUUCCUGUCAUGCUGUUUUCUCCAGGGCUUGGGGGUUGAGAGCCAGAAGUUGCUUUGGUCAGCUUGGUCAGGGUCUUUGUAAACCAAAGUAGAAUCCUUUUGGUUAUUUUCCAAGGAAGUCCUUACUGUGGUAUCCCUGUGACAGGCCAAGUCUUGCCUCCUAGCCUAUCUGCUUAUAAACUGCAAGGCAGAGUUGGGGAAUCCCAUUACCAGUCACACUGAGAAGGGUUAGGCCACCAGGGUAUAGGUGAACCAGGAGAGCUGUCUUCCUUGACAUACAGGUAUAUACUAGGUAUGGGUCAUUGCAGGUUCGAAUGCUGGUCCUUCCUCAUCAUCCAGAGUAAUCUCACCAAUAAAUAUGAGGGCCAGCGUUACUUUUGAGGGCUCGAGGCAUUGACAGUGUGUGUGAAUCACUUCAGGAUUAACCUCUGCUAUUCCUGGGGAGGACGAUUUGCCUGGGAGCUGGAAACCCUAGCUUUGUUAGGCUUCUCUGACUGGGUGUGGCCUGGAGCUGGGUUUGCUUGUUUGGCCACCUUUCACCCCCUUUUUUUGGGGGGGGAUGUGGGAGUUGAGGGGGCUCUAUUCUAGAACAUUCUGUUCUGAUUACCAGGACCCAAACCCACUGGAACCAGUGUAUAUUGGGGAUGCAGCUCCCGUUUCUUUAUAGAGCAGUUAGAUCCACUGGCUGUGACUGCUCUUAGCCACAGCUUUUACCAGUGGGAGGUCAACUGGCUCUUGGGAAUCCUGGCCCAGUCUCACAAGGGCCACUACCUUAUAGUCAGAGGCGAAGGUACCAUUGACUUGGCUUGGCCUCAGCUAACCAACUUGCAGCCUGAAGGUGAUUCAGAAGACCUCUUCCUCUGGGAACCUGCCACUGUAUCACAAGUACUAGAGGGGGAAAUUCCACUGGUCAGAUGACCUGUGCUAACUUAGGAGAGAGGCCUGGGGACAGACGGUAGAGGUUCACCCCGUGACUGGUGUACACAAGUUAGACCAGCAGCCUCUACUUGCUCUGCUUUUGCAGAGAUCAGCCUGGUAGGCCUCAUGGAAGUAGAGGAGGAUCACUGGCUGGGAGGGGCAGGCAACCAGGUGGUGGAGAUGCUCUCCUCCAGUGCCCUGUGUUGCGGGUUUAGAGUAGAGGCUGCAUCUGGUGAAUGAGGUGUGUGUGAGGAGGUUUGGGAGAUUUGUAGAAAGCUUGCUAAAGUGAAUGAAUCACUUGGGAAUCACAGUGAGCCCUGAAGGUAUGAAAGAUGCCACAGAGUUGAUGCUAACAGCACCCGUGCCCCCACCUCUAGCUUAACUAAAUAAAAAUCUUGAUGAAAAGAGACCAGGGAACUGCUUGUGCAGGGGAGAUGCAGCCCUGCUCCUCCCUACUUCUUUAAAAGGGGUGAUUGAAUCACUGGUCACGGGGGUCCCGCCCUUGCCCUGCCCCGCCUUCCAGGCAGUGGAUGAGCCCUAUAUGAACCCUCCCCUUGGAGCCUGUGAGGCUUAGAAAGGAGGGAGGGCUCGUUUGGUGGUGGGGCACCGGCAAGGGUACUAUGCAGGAGGGGAGGUUGGUGGAGACAGUAGCUCUCUGCUGCGCUCUGGCUCAUCUUGCAGACGUGCACCAGCGGCAGCCGGGCUCGUUUUUGGGCCUCGCCCCCGCGCAGGGGCUUUGAAUGCGGCCGCCCCCAUGAGAACACUGGCCCGGCCUCCUAUCCGUAAGCCUUUGCCUGUGGAAACCGAGCCAUGUGGGCCUGGGCUUGGGCCACAGCAGCCCUCCUCUGGCUGCAGACUGCAGGAGCGGGGUCACGGCAGCUGGCCAUUCGCGUGGAGUCCCCUAAUAUCACCACACCCAACCGCGAGGGAUUGCCAGGCUUCUUCAAGCCACCAGAGGUCUCUGGACCUGAACUCUCAGAUGCCCACAUGACAUGGCUGAACUUUGUCCGCCGGCCAGAUGAUGGGGCCACUAGGAAACGGUGCCGUGGCCGGAAUAAGAAGUCGCGAGGCCUCUCGGGUCUCCCAGGGCCCCCGGGACCCCCUGGCCCUCCUGGUCCCCCUGGUUCCCCUGGUAUGGAAGUCACCCCAGAGGUCCUGCUGCAGGAAUUUCAGGAGAUGCUGAAAGAGGCCACGAAACUUCGAUUCUCAGGGCUACCAGAUAUAUUGUUACCCCAAGAACCCAGCCAUCGGCUGGUGGUUGAGGCCUUCCACUGCCGCUUGAAAGGUCCUGUGCUGGUGGACAAGAAGACACUGGUGGAGCUGCAAGGAUUCCAGACCCCUACUGCCCAGGGUGCCUUCCUGCGGGGAUCUGGCCUGAGCCUGGCCUUGGGCCGAUUCACAGCACCAGUCUCUGCCAUCUUCCAAUUUUCUGCCACCCUGCACAUUGACCACAGUGAGCUACAGGGCAGAGGCCGGUUGCGUACCCGGGACACUAUCCGUGUCCUCAUCUGUAUUGAGUCCCUGUGUCAUCAACACACGUCCCUGGAGGCUGUAUCAGGCCUGGAGAGCAACAGCAGGGUCUUCACAGUGCAGGUUCAGGGGCUGUUGCAGCUACAGUCUGGACAGUAUGUCUCCGUGUUCGUGGACAACAGUUCUGGGGCCGUCCUCACCAUCCAGAACAGCUCCAGUUUCUCUGGACUGCUUUUGGGUACGUAGGGGAGCUGAAGACACGAUGAUUGAGGAGGAACUACAAGGACUGCUCCCCAUUAAUAAUUGUCAUAACAAUAAAGAGCUCCG
This is a messenger RNA of Alexandromys fortis (reed vole), 4308 nucleotides long. RefSeq names its product C1q and TNF related 12 (gene C1qtnf12). NCBI's taxonomy places the organism in Eukaryota, Metazoa, Chordata, Mammalia, Rodentia, Cricetidae. Bases 3322 to 4227 code for a protein of 301 amino acids. Gene Ontology annotation, molecular function: hormone activity. The transcript is spliced from 8 exons. The record is from RefSeq and is a predicted model, not a curated record. Gene Ontology annotation, biological process: positive regulation of D-glucose import across plasma membrane; negative regulation of gluconeogenesis; positive regulation of insulin receptor signaling pathway.